Messenger RNA from Sebastes umbrosus (honeycomb rockfish), 2182 nucleotides. RefSeq names its product solute carrier family 35 member B4 (gene slc35b4). Gene Ontology annotation, cellular component: Golgi membrane; endoplasmic reticulum membrane. The transcript has 10 exons. Gene Ontology annotation, molecular function: UDP-N-acetylglucosamine transmembrane transporter activity; UDP-xylose transmembrane transporter activity. Gene Ontology annotation, biological process: transmembrane transport. The record is from RefSeq and is a predicted model, not a curated record. Lineage: Eukaryota; Metazoa; Chordata; Actinopteri; Perciformes; Sebastidae. The coding region runs from base 270 to 1271 and encodes 333 amino acids.
UAUAUAUUUAAUGUGUAAUAUUGCCAUAACUACAGAGAACAUUAGCGACACUGCGUACCUUUUUACCCGUUAUAUCAGGAAGGAACUGCAACUCCCAUGAGCCCCCGCGGUACGGAAGUGUACCUCAAUCUCAGAUUCAGACGUGUUCAGAUGAGUUUGUGUUGAGGCAGAAGAUCUCCUGCUUAUUUGCAGAUAUGCACCGAUCAGAGCAACGCGUUAUUAAGUGACACAUUUUCUACAGAGUUGUUGUCACCACCAGUGAAACCACCAUGGGUCCUGGUUCUGCUAUGGUUCUGGUGUUUGUUGGAUGCUGCAGCAAUGUGGUGUCUCUGGAGCUGCUUGUAAGACAGUUUCCAGGAUGUGGAAACAUCGUCACCUUCGCUCAGUUUGUUUUCAUCGCAUUAGAAGGAUUCAUCUUUGAAACAAACUUUGGGAGGAAGAAGCCAGCGAUCCCUCUAAGUAACUAUGUGAUCAUGGUGACCAUGUUCUUCACAGUCAGUGUGAUCAACAACUACGCUCUCAACUUCAACAUCGCCAUGCCGUUACACAUGAUCUUCAGAUCGGGAUCAUUAAUCGCAAACAUGAUCCUGGGAAUAAUCAUCCUGAAGAAAAGGUAUUCAUUUAGUAAAUAUCUGUCUAUAGCUUUAAUCUCAGCUGGUAUCUUCAUCUGCACCAUCAUGUCUGCCAAACAAGUGAAUGUGGCCAAUGAGGGAUCAGAAGAGAAAGGCUUUCAUGCCUUCGUGCACUGGCUUAUAGGUAUCGCCAUGUUGACGUUUGCUCUGCUGAUGUCUGCGAGGAUGGGCAUCUUCCAGGAGACGUUGUACAAGCAGUACGGAAAAAAACACUCCAAGGAAGCCCUAUUCUACAAUCACUGCCUGCCUCUGCCGGGCUUCCUGCUUCUCUCCACAGACAUCUACAACCACGGUGUCUACUUCAGUCAGAGCACUCCUACAGUUGUUCCUGUGGUUGGACUGACUAUGCCGAUAAUGUGGCUCUACCUGCUGAUCAACGUCAUCACACAAUAUGUUUGCAUCCGCGGUGUGUUCAUUCUGACCACCGAGUGCGCCUCGCUGACCGUCACCCUGGUGGUGACCCUGAGAAAGUUCCUCAGCCUCAUCAUCUCCAUCAUGUACUUCCAAAACCCCUUCACUGUGUGGCACUGGGUGGGCACGGCGGUGGUCUUCCUGGGCACGCUGCUGUACACGGAGGUGUGGAGCAGCGUACGGGCCGCACUGCGUGAACCUGAUGUCGAGGAGAAGAAGGCAGAGUGAAGAGGAAGAAGAAGAAGAAGAAGAAGGGACUGGUGGUCGAUUAAAAAAACAGCCACUGUGUUGGACUUAGAGAUUGUUUUUGGUCGACUAUCCUGCAGCGAUUUUAUACCGUUAUGUAAUUUUGUUUAGGCCGUAGUAAAUUCUUCUCAGACACCCAUCCGUGUACAGGAUGAGGCUGGUGAUAUUUUACAUUUUCAUUUCAGUCUGUAUCUAAAACAGCAGAAAGACACAGUUAGCGACUAGCUAGUGAACACAGUUCAUAGACAUUUACCUCGGGAAUUGGUAGAGACAACAACAGAGCUAAAAGAGGGUGAAUAUUGGAUUAAAAGGCACUAUAUUCGAUAUCCAGAGCACUAAUAUAGCAGCAAACAACUAUUUGCUAUGUAAAGCUAUAGGGGAGUAAUGUCUACCUGAGCAGAGAAUGAAGUCACUCUCCCUCUGUGUGUGUUGUAAUCCGAGUUUCUCUGUGCCAAACUGGCUACUGUAGCUACAAUGCUCACGUUCAUUGAGGGAACAUGUCAUGUGGCUCAUUAAUGUGUUUUAAUGGCACAGAUGAAUAAGUUAUAUCAGGCUUUGGCUGCUUGUCUUUUAAUUAUAAUAGAAUAUAGAGUAUCACCAACCCAAUCCUUUAACGUUCGUACCUCAUUAGCUUUCACAGUUGCAAAAUCUGUUUAAAAACUUUUUUUUUAUCUGUAAUAUGAUUUUAAUAUUUAUUUUCUAAUGGUGAUAGAUAAUUUACUCCAUAUUUGCACUGAUAUCAUUCAUCAAUAGGAUUACAGUGAGCAUUUCUAUACAGUAUUAAUGUUUAAGGAGGUAAGUGUAGGUGCUGUAAUGUGUCAAACUGUCUCAGGUGUAUUGGUCUGCUAUUUGUCAACAGGAAACUUCUCAAUAAACAAUAAAUCUUUACACUC